UCCACGCACUUCGCCUCGCGCCCGACUGCCCGACUGAUGCUGCGCUCGCUGCUGAUGCUGCUGCUGCUGCUCGUGGUGCCGCUGACGUGUGUGUGCGCGUUUGUGUGUGUUUUACCACCCUCUCAUUUGUGUGUCGUUUUAAUGUUAGGAAAUGUUGAUGAGCAAUUAUUAUUGUUUCAAUUAUAUAACGUUAUACAUUUAGCCAUUUAUUUGAAUAACAAUCAGCACUCCAUUGUUUCGUAUUUUAGAGAUAUAUAACUUUUAAACAUGACUACACGUGAACACGUUACCGAGUGGCGAAAAUAAACAACUUUACUCAGAUAACGGACGAUCAUAUCGUGUAUAUAUGUUUUGAGAUAAAUAAAUCAGUUCAUGGGGAAUGAGGGCGCAUAAACGUUUAAUUGAUGAAUAUAUGAAAACAAUGUUAAAAUUCAAUUUAAACAGACUGAUGUUAGUGAAAAGUUCCAACUGUUCGUACGUGAAAUCGUCUCGCGCCGCAAAGGCUCUCCUUACGGUAUAGCCGCGUGUCAGCUAAUGAAAAUUUCUACCAACCUAGUGGCGACAUCUGACGUCGUGUGAACUCUUUUUGUAUUGUAUUUAAAAACAAUUGCAGCAUUUUAAUAUAAUAAUAAUACUACUUACUACUACAUACUUGUACUACUACUAUUAAUAUUAUUGUAAAAAUAAUAAUAAUAUUAUUACUACUAUAAUAAUUAUUAUUAUUAUUAUCAUCGUUGUGGUGGAGUGUAUGUUGCGCGCGUAUUGUUGUGCAUAAUUUGAGAAAAACAACCAAAAGAAAAAAUAUGGCAGACACAGCUGUUGCAACCGAAGCCCCAGCACCGGCAACCCCGGCAAAGAAACCUACCGCGAAGGCGGCCGCUGCAGGCGCUGCCGCAAAGAAGCCCAAAGCUAAACCUACACAUCCGAAGACAUCAGAAAUGGUGAACAAUGCUAUAAAAGAGCUGAAGGAACGAAGCGGAUCAUCGUUGCAGGCAAUCAAGAAAUACAUCGCCGUCCAGUACAAAGUGGACGCUGAAAAAUUGGCACCUUUCAUUAGAAGAUAUUUGAAGAGCGCCGUCGAAUCGGGCACACUUAUACAAACAAAAGGCAAGGGCGCUUCUGGAUCUUUCAAACUUGAAUCAAAAUCUGCAGCGUCGAAAAAUCAAAAAUCAGCCGGCGGUGUCGGCGGCGGCAGCGGUGGCAGCGGUGGCAGCGGCGCAGGCGGUGGACCUGGAAGAAAAGCCGGAUCGAAGGGCAACACUGCGAGCGGCAGCUGCCGCGUCGGCCGGUGGUAAAUCU
This is a messenger RNA of Manduca sexta (tobacco hornworm), 1299 nucleotides long. Its product is annotated as histone H1-like. The record is from RefSeq and is a predicted model, not a curated record. Gene Ontology annotation, cellular component: nucleosome; nucleus. The transcript has 2 exons. The coding region runs from base 804 to 1295 and encodes 163 amino acids. Gene Ontology annotation, molecular function: structural constituent of chromatin; nucleosomal DNA binding; double-stranded DNA binding. NCBI's taxonomy places the organism in Eukaryota, Metazoa, Arthropoda, Insecta, Lepidoptera, Sphingidae. Gene Ontology annotation, biological process: chromosome condensation; negative regulation of DNA recombination; nucleosome assembly.